Molecule: messenger RNA, 969 nt
Organism: Fukomys damarensis (Damara mole-rat)
Lineage: Eukaryota; Metazoa; Chordata; Mammalia; Rodentia; Bathyergidae
Product: olfactory receptor 5M11
Exons: 1
Coding region: 1-969 (322 amino acids)
Biological process (GO): sensory perception of smell; G protein-coupled receptor signaling pathway
Cellular component (GO): membrane
Molecular function (GO): G protein-coupled receptor activity; olfactory receptor activity; odorant binding
Source: RefSeq, a predicted model, not a curated record
AUGCCCCUCGCCAACGGCAGCGCCCUGACGGAGUUCGUCCUGCUGGGGCUCACGGACCGCCCGGAACUGCAGCCCCUGCUCUUCGCCUUCUUCCUGCUGCUUUUCCUCGUCACCGCGCUGGGCAACCUGGGCCUGGUGCUGCUGAUCAGACUGCGCCCGCGCCUGCACACGCCCAUGUACUUCUUCCUCACGCACCUGGCGCUGGUGGACCUGGGCCACACCUGCAAUGCCACCCCGCAGAUGCUGGCCAACUUCUUGUCGUGCAGGAAGACCAUCUCCUUCGCGGGCUGCUUCACACAGUGCUACGUGUUCAUCGCUCUCCUCCUCACAGAGUUUUACAUGCUGGCCCUCAUGGCCUACGACCGCUACGUGGCCAUCUGCGACCCGCUGCGCUACCGUGUGUGGAUGACCCGGCGGAUCUGCGUCACCUUGGCCGCACUGCCCUACGCCUAUGGCUUCUCAGAUGGGCUGGCGCAGGCCACCCUGACCUUCCGCCUGACCUUCUGCGGGCACAACGUCAUCAACCACUUCUACUGCGUGGACCCGCCUCUCAUCAAGCUGGCCUGCUCAGACACCUUCCUCAAAGAGCACGCCAUGCUCAUCUCGGCGGGCGUCAACCUGUCCGCCUCCCUCGGCAUCAUCCUGCUGUCCUACGCCUUCAUCCUGGCCGCCGUCCUCAGGAUCAGGUCCGCCGAGGGCAGGCGCAAGGCCUUCUCCACCUGCGGGUCCCACGUGGUGGCCGUCACCUUGUUUUACGGGACUCUCUUCUGCAUGUAUGUGAGGCCACCAACAGACGAGACCGUUGAGCAGUCCAAAAUCAUAGCUGUCUUCUACACUUUUGUGAGUCCAGUGCUUAACCCUCUAAUCUACAGUCUGAGGAACACAGAUGUAAAGCAGGCCGUGAAGCAUGUCUUCAGAAAAAACGCUGUCAGAACGAUGACCGUAUCUUCCAGUUCCCGUAAAACAUAA